UUUUUGUCUAAAGCUCUCUCUCCCUUUCACUCCAUCUGUCUGUGUUAGAUGACGUACUCAAGAACCAUCUGGGAGAAUCAAACCAUAAUUUUUCUCCAUUAGAAGAUCGAUUUGUUGUCUACAUUGAAGACAAUUGUCAAGUGUCAAAAAGAUUGUGUUUACAGAGCUUGACCUUAUAUAGACAGUGUUCAUUGGAGAGUUGUUAAGUGUAGAAGCCUAAAAUGGAGGUACAGAAAAUGUCAAACGGUCACCAUGAUCUCAGCCCUGACAAAAGUCCGGAGAGCGGAUUUGAUGGCCUUGAAAACAUAACAGAAAGCGAAACGUUCCUCCACGAUAAAAGCAAUGGAACAACUAAUUUUACAGAUUUUGAGGGAAAGACUUCUUUCGGGAUGUCUAUUUUCAACCUCAGUAACGCCAUUAUGGGCAGUGGAAUUCUGGGACUGGCUUAUGCCAUGGCCAACACUGGAAUCAUCCUUUUUGUAAUCCUGUUGAUAAGCAUCGCUCUUCUCUCUGCCUACUCCAUCCACCUGCUUCUGAAGAGUGCUGAAGUGGUUGGGAUCCGUGCAUAUGAACAGCUCGGGAACCGUGCAUUUGGUACACCUGGGAAAAUCUUAGCAGGAUGCGUUAUAACAUUGCACAACAUUGGAGCAAUGUCCACGUACCUGUUCAUUGUGAAGAUAGAGUUACCUCAUGUUAUUCAGGGUCUUAUGGAACUGCCAGAUGACUAUACUGCAUGGUUCGUUAAUGGGAAGUAUCUCAUCAUUAUCGUUAGUGUCGGAAUCAUUCUUCCCCUGGCAUUUAUGAAACGACUCGGGUAUCUAGGCUACACCAGUGGCCUCUCCCUCAGCUGCAUGGUCUUCUUUCUCAUAUCUGUCAUCUACAAGAAGUUUGUCACAGGGUGUCCUGUAGAACCCAGCAAAAAUGGCACUUUUCUCAAUGAAAGCAUAUACAACUCCACCGCUGACACUUGUGAAGCUAAAUUUAUAACUGUCAACCCAGAGACUGCUUUUACCAUUCCCAUUAUGGCGUUUGCUUUUGUGUGUCACCCUGAAGUGUUGCCCAUUUACACAGAACUAAAAAAUCCAAGCAAGAAACGCAUGCAAAAUAUUUCUAAUAUCUCUAUUUUGGCCAUGUUUGUCAUGUACCUGUUGACUGCCAUCUUUGGCUACCUCACCUUCUAUGCAAAAGUGAACUCAGAGCUUCUGGAGAUGUACAGUAAAACAGACACCCUGAUGCUGUGUGUUCGGCUGGCUGUGCUGAUGGCAGUGACACUGACCGUUCCUGUGGUUCUUUUCCCGAUCCGCCGUGCCGUCUUGCAGCUUCUGUUCCCUGAAAAGCCCUUCAGCUGGGUGCGUCACAUCUCCAUCGCCGUGUGCCUCCUCUUUGCCGUCAAUCUUCUCGUUAUCUUCGUGCCCAACAUUCGUGACAUCUUCGGCUUCAUUGGUGCCACAUCUGCUCCCAGCCUCAUUUUCAUAUUGCCAGGAAUAUUCUACAUUUGCAUCGUCCCCAAAGAACAGGAGCCGUUGAAAUCUCGGCCAAAGAUCCAGGCGAUGGUGUUUGUGACACUGGGUUUCAUCUUCAUGAUUAUGAGUAUUACGUUCAUCAUAGUAGAGUGGGUGACUGGAAAGAAGUCGAUGGGUGGACACUGACACAACUGAA
Rhinichthys klamathensis goyatoka is the source of this 1659-nucleotide messenger RNA. Its product is annotated as sodium-coupled neutral amino acid transporter 3-like. Lineage: Eukaryota; Metazoa; Chordata; Actinopteri; Cypriniformes; Leuciscidae. Gene Ontology annotation, molecular function: L-glutamine transmembrane transporter activity; glycine transmembrane transporter activity. The transcript is spliced from 16 exons. The record is from RefSeq and is a predicted model, not a curated record. Gene Ontology annotation, biological process: glycine transport; serine transport; L-glutamine transport. Bases 222 to 1649 code for a protein of 475 amino acids.